UUUGUAAUUCAGGAUGAAUCAUGCAAAUUAAUAAAUCGAUUAAACAAAAAUUAAUUUGAAAAUAGCAAGCGCUGCAUCGCCCCAAAUAAUAUUCAAAUAUUCAAAUGAAUUAAUAGACAACUAACAACCACGGCAACAAAAUCAGUUUAUGAACAGUUGACGAAGUAACCACAUAACCUAAAUUUUCAAUAAUAAUGUCUUCAAAAGAAAUUCUCAGUUUUCUUGAAUUAGUUGGCCAAUUAAAACAUUUAAAACGGGAAGGAUGGGUUAUUAAGAAAAUCGACAAUUGUGAAACUGUUUCGGGGCAUAUGUAUCGAAUGGCGAUGUGUACAUUUUUAUUAGACGAGAAAAGUCAAUUAAAUCGUACAAAAUGUUUAGAAUUAGCUUUAGUUCACGAUUUAGCCGAAUCAAUAAUUGGUGAUAUAACACCAAAUGAAGGAAUUCCACCAGAUGUAAAACAUCAAAUGGAGCUAGAAGCCAUGCGAAAAAUAACGAAAUUAUUACCAAAAAGUACGGGAGAUCGAAUUAUGGAAUUAUUUGAGGAAUACGAAUCGCGAGAAACAGAUGAAGCAAAAUUUGUUAAAGAAUUGGAUUAUUUCGAUAUGGUUCAACAGGCUUAUGAAUAUGAGAAAUCAACGAAUGUUAAUUUACAAGAGUUUUUUACGGCUGUUGAAGGAAAAUUUUCAACACCACUUUUAGUGAACUUAAAAAUGGAACUAGAUAAGAAACGAGCUGAGAUUAAGAGCGAUGAAAAUAUAGAAUAAUAUUUUCGGCCUAUUUUUAUAAAUUUUAUUAUUUUUGACGUAAUCAUUUGGAUUUAAUCCAAAAUUUAAUAAUUUUUUGGUGGUAUAGUAAUAGUCUAAUUAACUAAAAGUCGAACAAUUGGCUGUAAAAGAAUUUGUAUCUUAGGUUAAGUUUAGUCCAAAAUAUUUUGCUAAAAUUGCAGCACAAAAUUUCUCUUCGUAAGGGGUAGAGGGAGAUCCAGGCGCUGGCCGGAACACAAAAUCGAUCGAAUUAGUUGUUAAUUUUUGUUCCAUUUAUUGUAAUUAAAAUACAAUACUCACCUUCAACACCUCCACCCUGAGAUGAGGUUUUAAACUGCAAUCAAUUUUGAUGUUUCAUUUGGUCAUUUUAAACACAUGUAUUCCAAAUUUGAUUCUUUCAUGGCCUAAAGGUAUUUAUUAUUUCUGGGGCAAGUGUCCUGAUUGGCCCUCCUCUCUAGAUUCGGGGCUGCCACCUGAAAUUUUUUAUAAAAAAGGAUACCCAAUGACCAUUUUAUGGGGCCCGAAAACUACUCGUCAAAUUGAAAAAAAUUAGUUUGUUUAUACAUAUGUUUAUAUGGUUCAUGGAGUAGUGGCCGGGGAAGGGCCAACCCAUUUACGGUAUCACAACGGACCCUAUGGUCUAAGUGUGUCCCACCCCAGGACAGCCCCUCUAAUUUAACCUAACCUACAUAUGUUUAUAAUGACUAAAUGAAACAUUUUAACCAAAAAUUUAAAACUUAAGAGGCAACUUUUACGUCUCAUUUAGAUUAAUUUUGUGUGUUCCAUAGAUCAAAUUUAUUUUAUAUA
Molecule: messenger RNA, 1571 nt
Organism: Chrysoperla carnea
Lineage: Eukaryota; Metazoa; Arthropoda; Insecta; Neuroptera; Chrysopidae
Product: 5'-deoxynucleotidase HDDC2
Exons: 3
Coding region: 195-764 (189 amino acids)
Cellular component (GO): cytoplasm
Molecular function (GO): 5'-deoxynucleotidase activity
Source: RefSeq, a predicted model, not a curated record